CUCACGAUGAGUCGACACCGUUGCUUCAGAAGAAAAGGAGAACCUGGACGGAGGCGCACGAAACCUCUUCGAGGUAAAAAAUGUCGGAGUAAAUCGCUCCGCUUCAUCUCUUGAUCAUGGGACGUUAUUUUUGAAGAUAAGUAUAAUUGUCUAUCUUCCAGCACAGGAGGAGCUUGACCAUCAGAAAACUGCCAGUUGCUGAGUUGAGUUGGAAGUUAGUCCACCUCUCGCGGAGGAGGUACUACUUAGAACUACUGUCAAUAUCAACGUGGUAGCAUGCUAAUUAACCAAGUCCGAUUCCCCAGGUGUCGACGAAAUAUCCAUUUUAUUUCGUAGCUAGACAUCAUAAUCAUUCACGGGCUACGGGGGACGAGAACGACGGUCACUGAAUUCUAGAGAUUUGAUUCUGACACAUUCUUUCAGUAGUUGCUUGCUUAUUUCAAUUUUGUCGAAUACUCACAUGGGUAAAAGAGGAUAGGUUCUGUCGCUGGAGGGCGGGAAGGGGAGAGUAAUAGUUACAGAUGACGUUGAAGGCCCACCUGAACCAGAACCUAAAUAGUGGAUUCCAAAGUCUUACGAUUGUGGUGGCUCCCCGAUCGUACUAGUACUACGAGGAUCACUACUAGUAGUUGUGCAAGAACAGCAUAGUACAACAGUCAGUAUAUCAUGAUGUAUCUGAUUAGAGUGAGAACCAAAUGGUUACGAUGAUGAUUAUGUUACAGCGGGGACUACAACAGUGCCCUGGAUUUCGUACAGGAGUGAUGCGCCAGGAUGUGGGAACACUUCUAGUACUGAUAGAUAAUUCUUGUGGUGCUGGAGCACGAGCAGGAGCACCUACCUGUAAUUAGAAAUACUUAGAAAGAACGAAAACCUGAAAAAGGAAGCAGACGUCGAGAAAAUCUACUUAUAAUGUUUAGAUAUGAAGAGAACACCUAAGAAACGGUGGACCAUGAUGAAAUAUCAGAGAGGCUGUUGUUAU
Molecule: messenger RNA, 979 nt
Organism: Amoebophrya sp. A25
Lineage: Eukaryota; Dinophyceae; Syndiniales; Amoebophryaceae
Source: the annotation of a GenBank genome assembly